Messenger RNA from Eucalyptus grandis, 2927 nucleotides. RefSeq names its product receptor-like protein kinase FERONIA. The transcript has a single exon. Lineage: Eukaryota; Viridiplantae; Streptophyta; Magnoliopsida; Myrtales; Myrtaceae. Gene Ontology annotation, biological process: protein phosphorylation. The coding region runs from base 36 to 2642 and encodes 868 amino acids. The record is from RefSeq and is a predicted model, not a curated record. Gene Ontology annotation, molecular function: ATP binding; protein kinase activity.
UUCAAUCGCGAUUUUCUCAGACAUCACCAUUUGAGAUGAAGAACAUGAAACCACCACUUCUUUCAUUCCUCUUCAUCUUGGUCUUGCUCAAACCACUCACGGUCUUAGUCACUGGCGACAACGUCGACGCAUACUCGCCGAUUGAUGAUAUCGCCGUCAACUGUGGCUCCUCCGGCAACUCCUCUGGGUCCAAGCGGAUUUGGAUCGGAGACGACGAGGAUGGUUCGACCUACUCUCCAAUCGAUGAAACUCAUUCCUCCAAUGCAAGCGCAAGCGAUCCAUCUCCCUCCUUCCACAACCUCAUCCCAUACCAAACUGCUCGUCUCUCCCGCUCCGAAUUCAUCUACACCUUCCGCGUCGCUGCGGGGCCCAAAUUCGUUCGCCUCCACUUCUUCCCUUCGGACUACCACAACUUCCGCCGUGCCAAUUCGUUCUUCUCGGUCAAGGCCGCCGGCUACACUCUGCUCCACAACUUCAGCGCCUCCCUCUUUUCCGAUCAUACCGGCUUAAUGAACUUCCACAAAGAGUUCUGCUUAACUGUCGGAGCUGACCAGAUAUUGAACGUUACGUUUGCUCCCACUCCUGGUAACCCGGACGCGUAUGCUUUUGUGAACGGAAUCGAAGUCGUUUCCAUGCCUGAACAUCUCUACUACAACACGGUAGUCGACUCAACCGAGGGAAUCAAGUUGGCAGGUUACGAGACGCUGCACAAUUUUAGUACCACGGAUGCUCUCGAAGCAGUGAAGCGCUUGAACAUCGGAGGACAGUUUGUCGGUCCAGCUGAUGACACAGGAAUGUACAGGACCUGGGAACCAGAUGAAGCCUACGUGACUUCCUCGUACAUCGGAGUUUUGCCAGUUAACACAACUAUCCAACUCAAUUACAGUGAGCAAGUACCAAAUUACACGGCUCCAGAUAGCGUAUACAGAACUGCAAGGACUAUGGGAAUGGACAAAAUAAUAAAUCUGAGCUACAACCUCACGUGGUCCGUCGAGGUGGAUACGGACUUCUACUAUUUGGUCCGGUUACACUUUUGCGAAUUUCAGAUAGAGAUAAAUAAGAGCUUAGAUAGGGCUUUCGAGAUUUUCAUAGAUUCACAACUGGUCGAGGGUCAUGCAGAUGUCUUUAUUUGGAGCAAGAAGGGCGUGCCCAUCUAUAGAGAUUAUGCAGUAUACAUGCAUGACGAUGGAAAGAAGAGAACCAACCUCUCCGUCGCAUUGGGUGCGCUCCCAAAUGGUUCUACUCUUUACUCUGAUGCCAUCUUGAAUGGUCUCGAGAUUUUCAAGAUCAGCGAUCCAGCCAAGAAUCUCUCAGGGCUGAACCCGGAUCCGCUCCCGAAUAAACCGCCAGGGCCUCCACCGACAAGCAAAGCACCGUCGAGCCUCAGCAGAGCAGCAAAAAUUGCCAUCGUUGCUGGUGGAACUUCGGGCUUCGCCGUGCUCUCUCUCCUGGCUUUCUUCCUCUACUGGCGACGAAAUGGAGCAAAGGAUUCGGCCUCAAGCAAGUCGUCCCUGCCGUCAGGUCUGUGCCGCCAUUUCUCCCUGGCCGAGAUCAGAGCAGCCACGAAUAACUUCGACAAGGUGUUCAUAAUCGGCGUAGGCGGGUUCGGCAACGUGUACAAGGGCCACAUCGACGGCGGGGCCACCCAAGUGGCAAUCAAGCGGCUAAAACCGGGAUCGCGGCAGGGCCUCCACGAGUUCAGGACCGAGAUCGAGAUGCUCUCGCAGCUCCGGCACCUCCACCUAGUCUCCCUGAUCGGUUUCUGCAACGACGCGGGGGAGAUGAUUCUCGUGUACGACUACAUGGCGCGCGGGACCGUCAGCGACCAUCUCUACAACACCGAUAAUCCCCCACUUCCCUGGAAGCAGCGACUCGAGAUCUGCAUAGGCGCCGCACGUGGCCUGGACUACCUCCACACAGGUGCCAAGCACACCAUCAUACACCGAGACAUGAAGACGACCAACAUCCUGCUCGACGAAAAGUGGGUUGCCAAGGUGUCCGACUUCGGGCUCUCGAAGUUUGGGCCGACGAGCGUGUCCAAGACGCACGUCAGCACGGUCGUGAAGGGCACCUUCGGUUACCUGGACCCAGAGUACUAUAAGCGCCAGCAGCUGACUGACAAGUCUGACGUCUAUUCCUUCGGCGUGGUGCUGUUCGAGGUGCUGUGUGCGAGGCCUGCUGUGAACCGGACGGCCCCGAAGGAACAGAUCAACCUGGCUGCAUGGGCCCAGAGCUGCUGCAAGAGCGGGGAUGUCGAAAAGAUCGUGGACCCGCACCUGAAGGGGGCGAUCGCCUCCGAGUGCCUUAACAAGUUCUGCGAGAUCGCCGUGAGCUGCUUGCAGGGAGAGGGGGCCAAGCGGCCUUCCAUGAAUGACGUCGUGGGGAACCUCGAGUUUGCACUGCAGCUACAGGUGAGCGCGGAGCAGGAGGCGAUAGACCAUGCAGGUGCAUCCAUUGAUGACCGCGAUGAUAACGACCAUGGCAUGGCUUCAAUCGGAGGCGAUGCAAUGGACAGCAGCGAUGAGGCGUUCAGCAGUAGCAAUGGUAGUGGUGGGAAGAGCAGUAAGGUAGCUGUGACGACGAUCAGUAGCAAUGAUGUUCGUGACGUGAGUACGAAUAAUUAUGAUUCGCAGAUCUUGUAGACUGGGGCUGUUUAUCUGAGAUUAUGAAUCCCGCAGCUCGUUGAGACGGGCAUUCAAGUUUAACUGUUCCUGCUUUGGUUCUUGAAGUUGGUAUGGCAAGGUUUCGGUGCAGAAGAUAUGAUGUAAAUUUUACCACGUAAAAGCAAAUCUAGUCAUCAGGAAAUGCACGCAAAUUCCGAUUGAUGUUAGAUCGGGAUCAAGUGUAUGGAAAGAGCUAAGUGAGAAAUGAUAGUUGCAUGGUUUUGGGUUAUUAUUGAGGAACAUAAAGUGAUUCCCAGUGUUGAA